Molecule: messenger RNA, 1503 nt
Organism: Talaromyces marneffei
Lineage: Eukaryota; Fungi; Ascomycota; Eurotiomycetes; Eurotiales; Trichocomaceae
Exons: 7
Coding region: 1-1503 (500 amino acids)
Source: RefSeq, a predicted model, not a curated record
AUGAUGUUCAAAUUUACUCUGAUAUUAGUGUCGAAUGUGUUUCCGGCAACUCUAACAACAUUGCUCAAUGGAAAUACGGCACCGCUAGUGAUAAUGUUGUCUACCACCAAGUCUUCCGCCAAACCCAAGAGGCCUGAACAGAAAUUCCAGACCAGACUGAAUUCGGAAACUGGUACUGGGCCACCACUUCGCAAAAUGGUUAUACCUACCAGAAUGGUCAAGACUCAGUCGUUCGCUCUCGGUUCAUCAACAGUGGGUCUCUUGAAAACACACAGGACACCAACUACCGCGCCAUCAGCAAUGCCUGGCCCGUGUUUUCUCAUGGUUUUGAUCUCGGCAGCGUGGGCGCUAGUUCAGUCGCGUGUCUUCUCCAUUGGCUUGUGCCAGGACGAGCCUAUACAGUAUAUUGCCUCAUCUGGUAUCGUUCCUCAGACUUCUCUGUACCUCGACUACUUUGACACUCAGCUUGACGCCUUGAGCUUCUUCCAAACCGACUUUGCCACCGCUCAUGAGCUAUUAACUGCAUUGAAUGCUCAGCUUCAGGAGGACUCCGUCAAUGCCAACGGCCAAAAUUACGCUGUCUUGACCACACUUGGUUUACGACAUGCUUUUGGCGGUAUCCAGUGGACUGGUACAGAGGAUGCGCCACUUGUCUGGUUGAAAGAAAUGUCUUUUGAUGACAACAUGAACACGGUCGAUGUCAUCUUCCCUGCUCACCCGGCUUGCAUUUACACCAAUGCCACUAUAUUGAAGUUCUAUUCUAUGCACGACAUUGGCUCUCACUACCCCAAUGCAACUGGUUACCGUGCUGGCAACGACGAGGCUAUGCCUCUCGAGGAGUGCGGAAAUAUGAUCAUCAUGACAUCGAUGUACUAUACAGUCUCUAAGGAUACGGCCUACCUCAAACAACACUACAGGUUGUUAUCUCAGUGGGCCAAAUACCUCGUCACCGACUCUCUGAUUCCCGCAAACCAGGCUUCCACCGACGAUUUCGAGAGGCCCCUAUCAAACCAGGCUAACCUUGCCAUCAAGGGCAUUGUUUGGAUCCAGGCCAUGUCUGUUAUUGCCAACUUGGCCGGAAACACUGUUGAUGCUACAAACUAUAGCAGCAUUGCUUCCAACUAUGUUACUGACACUUGGAGUCUUCUUUACAACGCUUACGCAGACAAAGCUCUGAACCCCGGGAUCAUCCCUCAAUCAAUCUACAAUCAACAAAGCAAAUUCUACCCCUCUGUUCUCGAGACCUUCAGUAUCCCAGUCGACACUCGCCACCAAUGGUCCAAGUCAGACUGGCAAGUUUGGACCGCUGCCACUGCGAGCGACUCUACUCGUCAAGAUAUGAUUGAUGCCGUUGCCACCUGGGCUGCUGCUACUUCUGAAUGGUUGUCCUUCAGUGACUUGUACGAGACUCAAACUGGAGCAUAUGUUUACCAAUUUGCCGACCGACCUGUUCAAGGUGGUUUGUUGGCCGUUCUUGUGGCAGAUAUGGGUCUUACUGUUUAA